UAGUCCGUCAACACGUUGUAGAAGAAGAAGCAGCGCUAUCGCCAGUAGUUGCAUGCUGGGCGCUUCAGUGGACUUUGCUCUGACCAUCCGUCAAGUUGGCUGACUGCAGUCGGAUCCUCAACUAAAGAUGGCUGACCUCCAGGCUAAAUUUGAUGAUGCAGCAGCUGAGGUGAAGCAGCUGAAGGAAAAGCCGGCGGAUGAAGAAAUGCUGCAGGUCUACUCACUGUUCAAGCAGGCCACUGUGGGUGAUGUCAACACAGGUCGCCCCGGGAUGUUUGACUUCACUGGUAAAGCUAAAUGGGAUGCCUGGGAGAAGCAGAAAGGCAAGAGCAAAGAGGAUGCCAUGAACGAGUACAUCAACCUGGUGGAGCAGUUGAAGGAGAAGUGUGGAAUGUGACCUCACAGGACCAACUGCUGGAUGAAUGGAGAGCACCGGCAAAGACCCCCACCAGUAGUCCCUCAUCGCCUUCAAACCCAACAAAUGUGUCCUUAUACAGCACGUGUGUGUCUUGUGGAGCGCUUGUGGUCCAGAUGAGAUUACAUUGGCCUGAAUAACCACUGAUGUAUGAUCAUGAACUGGCCUCCACCAGAGUACCAUCAUAUUUUCAUUCAUUAUUUUAACCAUGUGUAUCUGCACAGAUUCCUCUCAUUUCAAUAUUAAAUUGUUCUACUCUUUCA
This is a messenger RNA of Anarrhichthys ocellatus (wolf-eel), 678 nucleotides long. Its product is annotated as acyl-CoA-binding protein-like. Gene Ontology annotation, molecular function: fatty-acyl-CoA binding. The record is from RefSeq and is a predicted model, not a curated record. The transcript has 4 exons. Lineage: Eukaryota; Metazoa; Chordata; Actinopteri; Perciformes; Anarhichadidae. Bases 128 to 397 code for a protein of 89 amino acids. Gene Ontology annotation, biological process: fatty acid metabolic process.